Marmota flaviventris (yellow-bellied marmot) is the source of this 1160-nucleotide messenger RNA. The record is from RefSeq and is a predicted model, not a curated record. Lineage: Eukaryota; Metazoa; Chordata; Mammalia; Rodentia; Sciuridae.
AUGACCUCAGGCCAGGCAGCUCUGCAUCUGCAGAGGACCCUGAAGGAGCUGACGGAUGGAGGCUGUUUGCUGCGCAGGCUGGGCACACAGUGCAGGAUAUUGCCUUGGAGGAGGCAGCACAUCUGCAUGCCCAUCACAGUUCACCCCCUCACCCUGCUCAGGAAGCAGUCCUCUUCCUUUCACCCCGCCCUCUGGGGGGCGGUGCCCUGGUCCCUGGGGAGGUUCCCUGGCUGGGGGCUCCGGAGGAUUGCGCCUAGCCGGGUGGCGGGUUGCCUGAGGAGGAUUUGGGCUCCGGCUGCUGCAGCCUGGUGGCCAGCACCGCGGGGCCCCUCCUCUGCGCCGCCCUCGCCACUGCCACCGCCGCCACCGCCUCCUCCUCUCACUCCUCCUCUUCCUCGUCCUCCCCAUCCUCCUCCUGGUCCCCAGCAGCCGCGGCUCGGGGAGCAUCCGGCAGCGCAGCGGGCGCGCACCCUUUGUCUCUGGCCGCCGUGCGCGGGGCCCAGCGCAGGCGCCACGCGGGGACGGAGGAGGCAGAGAGGACGGGCAGUCAUGGAGAAACGGGAGAGAGGAGCCGGCCGAGCGUCACCGCUACCACCAUCACCAUCACCACCAUCACCACCAUCCCUGACCGCCGCCCAUCCCACCCCCAGCCUCAUCGUCCAUCUCAUCUCCCGUGCAAUGCCAACUUAUCAGACACUGUCCUUGUCAUCGGGGUCUCAACACAGGGCACCUGCAUCAUUGAUCUGGUUCACCACCCUUGACUCUGAAAUUGAGGAACUGAAAUACCAAAACAGAGAGCAAUCAUGAAGAUAAGUGAAUCUCAGCCACCUGAAAAAACACCCAGAUAGUUAAGUUAGCUCUUCCAAAAAGUUGUAAGACUCUAUUAGAGAUAGAUUUCUAAUAAUUUGAAAAUUCGUUAUUCAUGAGAAAUAAUUGGAAGUGUGCCCUUUUCAUCUCAAGUGAUCCAACAAGGUAACCACAAUUAUUGUAUUUCUGAUGUACUUAUGAAGGAAAAGACUCGUAUUAACUAGGUCUUUUCCUGAUCCUUUUGUUGAUGGCCUCCCUAUAUCUUCUUGCAGUUGAUAGGAAGAAUUAGAGCAUAUUGCUUUGUUUUGCUAUCACCAUGGGAAAAUAAAUGGUAAUUGAAGAGAAACUGAUAA